Molecule: messenger RNA, 1572 nt
Organism: Pestalotiopsis fici W106-1
Lineage: Eukaryota; Fungi; Ascomycota; Sordariomycetes; Amphisphaeriales; Sporocadaceae
Exons: 2
Coding region: 1-1572 (523 amino acids)
Biological process (GO): spermidine biosynthetic process; spermine biosynthetic process
Cellular component (GO): cytosol
Molecular function (GO): adenosylmethionine decarboxylase activity
Source: RefSeq, a predicted model, not a curated record
AUGGUCGACCUCGAACACCCCUCCAACGAGUCCAUCGCCCCAUCCGAGGAUAUUCCUCAGCUGACCAUCAAUCACGAUGUCGCCGCUGAUCUAGAUUCGAGCAAUGCCUUUGAAGGCCCAGAGAAGCUCCUUGAAGUUUGGUUUGCCCCCAGCGCAGAUGCCCUCCCGGCCGGAGCCAAGCCGGAGGGCUUGAAGGCUGUAGCCGCUGAGACCUGGGUACCCAUGCUUGACGAGGUCCACUGCAAGGUCCUCUCUGUUGUCAACUCGGAGCAUAUUGAUGCCUAUCUUCUCUCCGAGUCCAGCAUGUUCGUCUUCCCUCACAAGCUGAUUCUGAAGACCUGUGGCACCACAACCCUACUGUGGGGUUUGAAGCACCUUCUUCGCAUUGCUGCUCGCGAAGCUGGCUUUCCCUUCCACAACGUUAAAUCUCUCGAGGAUGAACAUGUUGCUGCGACUCCGUACCGGGUCUUCUACAGCCGCAAGAACUUUUUGUACCCCGAAAAGCAGCCACUUCCUCACCGAAGCUGGGGUCAGGAGAUCAAGUUCUUGGACGACAUGUUUGAGCACGGGAGCGCCUACAUGGUGGGCAAGAUGAAUGGGGACCAUUGGUACCUGUAUAUCACGUCUCCUCAGGCUUCCCUGACGCCGCCGCGCACCCCUGAUGAGGAGCGAACUCCCACUGGUGCUACCGCGUCAAGUGCUCAAUGGAAGAUACCUACCGGGCUUGCCUCGGCCUUUAACGGUGCUGCCGAGAGCAACGAUGAGACCUUGGAGAUUCUCAUGACUGAUUUGGACCCCGAAAAUGCAAAGCAGUUCUACCUGGAGCGCGCGAGUGCGGUCGCGUGUGCCAAGUUGCCUUUGCAGGUUGAGGAGGCCCGUCGCAAUGCUGUGGACAGCCUUGGCGACUUAUCAGGUAGCACCUGUACAAUCCAGACUACCAGCACGGUUGAAAGUCUCUCUGAUGAAACAUUCGAUGACACAAGCGUGGCGAGCGAGUCGGACCAACCUGGCGCAAACACACCUCUGUCCGAGAUCGAUCAAUUGAGUCUCACGACCGAGGGUCACGCGCUUGGUACAGUGGUCUCGGAUUGUUGCGGUCUCUCAGAUGUCUACCCAACGUCCAAGUACCCUGACGCUCGUAUCGACGCCUACAUGUUCAAUCCGUGCGGUUUCUCUGCAAACGGAGUUGUCCCUGCGCCCCCAGAGGAGGGCAGUGAGAAGUCUACCCACUACUUUACCGUUCACGUGACCCCUGAGCCGCAGUGUUCCUACGCGUCUUUUGAGACCAAUGUGCCGGGCGGUCAGAAUGGUCGCGAAACCUCGGAAGUCAUUGAGCAGGUGGUUGGCAUCUUCAAGCCGGGACAUUUCAGCAUCACCCUGUUUGAAGCCAAGGGAGCGAGUGGCGACACCUCGACUGGCACGAGCCGCGGCAAGCGUGUAGAGAGUAUCAAGGGAUACCGCCGCAUUGAUCGCAUUGUCCAUGACUUUGAGGAUUACGAGCUAGUUUUCCGGUACUACGAGCGCGAGGGCUGGGUCGGUGGCAGCGGACUGCGUGUUGGAGAGGAGCUGUGA